AUGUGCUGUCCAUCUAAGUUCAGUGGUUCUGGGUUGACAGAAGGAACUACAGAGGAUGAUAAAGACGACUUAGGCAAAAAGGGUAUAGCAGUUAAAUUGAUGCCAGAAUAUUUGGUAGUUUGCUGUUGGAGGUGUGUAAAAGAAGCAUCAUUAUUGUUGGGACAACUUACUCAAACAGCACCAAUAAAACGAGAAGAAGAUGCUGCAGGAGGAUUGCUCAGCUUCCAGCAGAUCCUUUCAAUUGGAGAAUAUUUCAAAAAACAGCUGCUGGAGUCAAUUCACAGAGGAGCAUUUGAACUUGCUUAUGCAGGAUUUAUUAAGAUGUGUCAUACAUUAUGGAGGUGCACAGUUAGGGACCUACACCAACUGCCAUCUUCUUGGCUACUAGAUAUUAUGAAGGACAUUCAAGAUGAGUCAGGUACCAAGUUGUGUGCAACAAGGAGGAGUGCAGGUGUUCCUUUCUAUGUCCAAGCUAUUGUGACCACUGAGCCAGCUUCCACAGGAGGCAAAUGUUUGAUCCAGGCACUGGAAUUGCUUCUAAAAUUAGCUUUACCCAGUUCAGAGGCAGAGCAAGAAAGGAUUUCACAGGUCCAUUCUCUAAAUAUUCUCAGAGCUCUGUUCAGAGACUCCAGGUUAGGUGAAGCUGUGGCCCCCUAUGUAGCAGAUGGACUACAGGCUGGGAUUGCUGGGUUUAAUUCUCCUUACUGGGCUGUGAGAAAUGCAUCCACCCUUCUGUUCAGUGCCAUGAUGACUCGGAUAUUUGGUGUUAAACGAAGCAAAGAAGACAUGUCCAAGAAAAACUGUAUGACAGGAAGAGUGUUCUUUCAUCGAUACCCAAGCCUGUUUCAAUUUCUCCUGAAAGGGUUGGAUGAAGGUACCAAAAAUAUAAGUGACCAAGGUCAGCUUCACCUUCAUCCAGGGUUGUAUCCAAUCCUAAUGGUAAUGGGGAGACUAUUCCCUGCCAUGGUUGAGGGGAAUGAUCCCAAACUGAACCUGCCUGCGUACAUUCCCUUUGUGAUCAGCUGUGCGGGUAGUCGAGUUUUCAAGACCAGAGUCAUGGCAGGCAGAGCCCUGAGACCUCUGGUUUUUAAAGACCAGCUUGGAUCAGUUCUUGCUCAGCUCACAGGAUAUUUGCCAAGAGACCAGCAGCAGAGACAUUCUCAGAACUUGACACAUGGAAUCUUACUUCAGGUUGAACAUUUACUGAAAGAACUAAGUAACCUGCCUUCUAGCAUUGUGCAGGAAGCAUUAGAUGUCACAGUGACUGGGAUUAUGGAGGCAAAGUGGCUUAUCUUCAGGGAGAAUAGAUGUCCAGUUACAAGGGCAGCAUACUUUCAUGUUGCUCAAGCAAUGCUACAGUCAAGCCAGAGAGCAGAGGUGGACAAGCUUCAUAUUUUGGUGGACCAUCUCGCCAAGGUUGUGUUCACGGAGCUUUCAAGCCAAGACCCCUCAGGUUACAUCUCUCCUGGAUCCGUAGAGUUUAAUGUUGCCAUGGCCAACUUGAGUAUUAACUGUGAUGAAGUGUGGAACAAACUGAAAGAGCUCCUGAACAUAGAUGAUGGGACCCUACUUGCAUUUUUUCUUGAGUCUCCGUUCUAUGAAGUUCGUUUACUUGUUCUUCAGCACUUGACUUUGCUUAUGUCUACCCCAGUCAGUAAAUCCUCAAAAUUGGAGGAAAGCAAUAGGCUUUUUCAGAAGUUGAUUUCCAUGGCAACAGGAUUGGAACACCACCAAGGGUGUUUAGCUCAGGUUUUCUUAGUUCUGGUUCACCAUCCUUGUGCCAAGCAAUUCCCAUGGAAACUUUCCAGUGGCCUUUGGCAGUCCAGUCAGGUGCAAGACCUCCUGAUCAAAGUCCAAAAGACUUCCUCCAGGGAUGAGGUGAGAAGUGCAGCUUGCAGACUGAUAGGAGUCAUUCUGCCAUUGCUGUACAACCAGCUGGAGCAGGACCAGUUUGAAGAGGAUCUGCUUAUAGAUUCCCUCAGCAUUAUCAAGGCCAGCUGUGAUUCAGAACAGAAUGUUUCUGUGAGAGAGGCCUGUGCUAUGGUCCUGGCUCAACCAGAGAUGACAAGUAUUUUGAGGGAUGAGAAUCGUGUUUUAGAGCACCAUGUACUUCAUUUAUGGGAAUCGGUCAUCAUACUUCUCCAAGAUGAAGAUAUGUUAGUAAAAGAUAUCACUGCCAGGGCUGUGGAUCACUUGAACAAUUUUGAUUGUGAAGAAGAAUCUGAAAAGAAAAACCAAUGCCUGCAGCCUUCUAUGGCUAUAGAUAUCUGCAUGAAGACCAUGGUAGAACUUCAUCACCAAACACAUCCUGUGGAGUGCUUUACAUUACUGGCAACAUGGUUGCUCAGUGAAGAGAAGGUGGAGAUGGAAGAGUGUGUAUUUGACAAGGGAGAGAUAAAUACCUAUCAAGAAGAGGUGGCUUUUGCUCAGCUUUUAGCCAAACAUCUACAAAAAUUGCUCCAUUACAUGAACAGAGGAAGUGGCAUGAAAAGUUUACAUGCAAGUCCAAACAUGAUCAGAACUAAUGAAGAAUUGGAUAAAAAGUCUUUUAUUAUGCAAACUGAGCAAAACACAUGCGUAGAUGAACAGCAAAUUAGAAAUUUAAAUCAAAGUAGUGUGCUCACAAAAGAAAGUCUCCCAGAUUGGUCAUCAGAUGAGGGCGAGUCCCCAGCUUCCGCUAUGGCUGAUGAUGAUUUUAUCAACACUACAAAAAGAUCUGAGGUCCUCUCACUGGAGAAUGUAUUUCAGGUUAGGAAUCCUGAUUUCCGCCAUAUGGAUAGCAGAUAUGCUACUGCUAACAAAAUUAAAGGACAGGCUACCAAGCAGCUUUUGUCAGAGAUGUGUGGUAUUCAAUCUGUCUCAACAGCUCCACCUAGAGAAACAAGUGGGAAACCACCCAUUACAACUGGUAAGGCAUUGGGACAUGAACAAGAUAACUCUAUGAAUAAAGGUGAUGAUAAGGCAGAGUUUGAAACUGUUUUGCAUCAAACAAGACACUGCUUAAUCAAAUAUUUACAAGAAAAAGUGGAGUCACCAGUGGUGUAUGGCCACAGUAUGCCAUUUGUCCAGAUGCAAAAAUACCAGUCCGAGGUGAUUUCAUUGUACAAACACUUACUUGCAGCUCACUGUCUAGAACUUGAACAGGAUGUAUGCACCAGAUUUUGUUAUAACCAGAUGAUUGGACAGUUAAAAAGCAAGUUUGAUCAUUUUGGUAUGAAUUGCCUUCUAGCAGAAGCCCUUGAGUAAUUCCUUGGGGACACUUUAUGAAACAUCAGUAAAAUGAUUAAGGUAUAGGGCAUUCUGCUUUGAGUUCUCUUGAUUGAGGAAAUAUUUUUAUUUAUGCAUGUUGAUUCUGGAUUUUCUUCAUGUACAAUGUAGUUUAAUCAUUUUGGUAUGAAUUGUCAUCUAACAGAACCCCUUGGGUAAUCCAUUAUUGCAAGAAAAAAUUGGGGGUUAAGGAUGAAGAUGAACGCAAUCUCAUUACAGUACUUUAUUGUCUGAUAGUUAUUUGAGGAGGUAUAACACUUUAAGUAGGAGGUAUAACACUUUAGGAGGUAUAAGUUUCCUCAAAGUAAGAUUGAGACCAGUCUGAAAGCUAAUUAUAACCUCCAACCCAUGAAAGAUUGCAUUUAUUCAUUAUAUCCAAGCUUUGCUUGAUGGAAUGUGCCUGGGAUUUCAUAAAACAAGCUCCAUUAUCAAACUACUAGUGUAUUUGUCAUGAUAGGGGUAUUGUUGAAGUGGUAAUUUUAUUAAAUAGGAUAUCUUUGGUAAUUCAACUCGUAUCAAGACUUUGAAACAUCUAUUGAUGUCAAAGACUGCAUUCACAUCGAGUUGAGCCAUUGCUCUACAAAAUCACGAACUAAAUA
Messenger RNA from Lingula anatina, 3866 nucleotides. Its product is annotated as tRNA (32-2'-O)-methyltransferase regulator THADA. The record is from RefSeq and is a predicted model, not a curated record. NCBI's taxonomy places the organism in Eukaryota, Metazoa, Brachiopoda, Lingulata, Lingulida, Lingulidae. Gene Ontology annotation, biological process: tRNA methylation. Gene Ontology annotation, cellular component: cytosol.